AUUCCUCUGACUUCCGGUUUGAAAAUGGCGUCGGAACUUGAAUGGAGACGUAGGUGGAAGCCAGACUUAAAAGCAUGCCCAUGGCAGCCACUGGAAAUAGACGGAGAAAAAUAUCUGAUGAAGACAAAGUUUUCAGUAAACAACUACGAAGUACUUUUGACAGAUUUAACUUCUUACUGGCAUGAAAUUAUGGAAGAAAAUGCUUUGAAGAAGAGAAUACAGAAACUGAAUCCCAGUAUUGAAGCACCAGUGGUUAGGAUUUUGGAUCAUAUAAAAGGCAGUCUCGAAAAACCAACAAAGGGUACAUCCCUGACAGUUGCAUUCAAAUCUGAAGGUGGUGAUGAGAAGGCAAAGUUGUAUAUCAAGUCAGAGCUUGCUGGUAUGCCAUUUUUGUGGCAUUUCUCCUGUAGCAGUGCGGACAAGUCUAUGGCCUGUGAUCAUGUGACAGUUCCUCUCAUGGCGAUGGUUGCAGAGCUGACACGACGCCAACAAGAACUCAUCAACAUCAUUGUUGGCAAAGACAAGGAAAUUGACGACUACAAAUCUCAGGGUGCCCGAACAUCCCGAAAACACAUCGAGACAACAGUUUUUGAUGAAACUACUUUCAGGAACAACAUGGUGACAUCAAAGGGAUUUGACAGUGCAGUCAGGAAGUUGGGUUCUGCUGCUUUCAAUGCUGAUGGUCAGGAUCUUUAUCGACAGAUAAUGACGAAGCAUGCAUGGGUCACCAGAUCACCAACUAAGGAUGAUGUCUCCGACAGCCUGGAUGAUGAUGAGAGUUUGAAUGCUGGGGUGGGGCCUAGCCUGCCAUCCUGGGCCAACAGGGUGCCUACAUCUAUAGGAAGGGGGAACUCGCCCAUCAAGUCAAGCCCUGAAAAAAGUCCUGUUAAAAGUCCCAAAAGUCCAACCAAGAGUCCAGGCUCUGUUGGAUCACGCAGUGCCGACUCUACACCAUCAAAGGACACAGAGCUGAUGAGAAGACAGGCUCUUGAGAGGAAGUUAGAAGAAGAAGAUGCAAAGAAACAAGAAAAACCCAAGAAGAAGAAAAAGAAAUUGGCUUUUUGAUUUUACCAGUCAACAUUCAUUAUCAUCAUUUUGCAUCCAUUACACUUCCCUAUGAUAACCUCAAUUAAAGGGAUGCUGCAUUUCAUUAUAUUUGUAUUCUAGUUCAGUGACUGAGGGGUGGUAUAGUUUCAAAUCGAAGUAUUUGUUCUUACCCCAUUGAGAUGAACUGCUGAUUUGACAAGAAGCCCCUACUUUUUAUUAUGAAAUUCAAAAUGGUUUGCAACAGGAACAUACUGAACCCAUCAGUUCUGUAACUGAUGAUAGCUAUUUAUUAUUAUUUAUAGACAAGGGAUUUAUUCCACUGAUAGAUUAGAAAAUCUCACUGUUGUGUGAUGCCAUAGUGUAUAGUGCUCAGACAACCAUGUUGAACGUUAUCUCUUCUUGUGGUUGGUUUAUGGUGCAAAGUGAUUAUCAACUUGAAAUGUGAAGGUUAGUACAUCAUGUACAGAACCAAAUUAUGAAAUUGAUAAAAUUAAGAUAAAUAAUAAUAUUGAAACACAGUUUUAGGUUUACACUCAAGAAGGAAAUAUAAUGGGUUAAACAAGUGGCAGCAGCAGGUAGUAACAGGCUCAAGAAUUAGAGACUGUUCAUAAUCUAUGGCUAGGGGUGAUGAUGAUUUUUUUAAGAAGGGGGCCACCCAUUUUGUUCGGGGUUAGGUUGGGGGUCCCAUCAUAUUCAUACACAUGAAAUAGGGGGUGGGUCAGCACUUUUGUACAUGACAUGGGAGGGUGUGUGUGUGGGGGGGUGUCAUUCACAUUGUACUUGCUUCUCCAUAAACAUCAUCAUCGCCCCCACUAGCCAUGGAUUAUGAACAGUCCCUUAGUGGUUCUGCACUCAUGAAUGUACAGAAUUCUGUCAACGUUAAAUGUCAACAGGCCCAUCUCUUUUAAAUCCUUAAUAAUGUUGGAAGGUAGCAGUGUUUACAAACAUGUAUUCAGUCUUAAUUUAGCAUGGAAAUGACUCAAAUCAGGUAAAAAAAUUACCUGAGAUGCUUAAUUUUACGUUUCCUCAGGUGGCUAAAAUCUGAUCUACCACGUCAGCCACAUUAAAUCUACCAUUUAUGGUAAUUACCAUGUCAUUUUGGUUCCAAAUGCAAUGAAAUGUGUUUAAUUUGAACACACAUCAGCAUUUUUCAGUGUCUUAAAUUUUGACCAAUGCCUUAAAUUCUCAUAAAUGACAUAUACAGCUCUAAAACAAUUUUCCCCCAUGACAUUGACAUUAGUGUUGCCAACAGCAUCCUUUUGAGUGUCAGGCUUGGGUAACCAUUUACACGGUCAGCAAUCUAUCCAGGUGAGCUAAAGAGCUAUUUUUGAAUUUCUUUUACUAAUCAACAUUUAGAGAGGCUUAUUACACCUCUAUUGUCCAUUUGUUUAUCGUAGUAUUCACAUUCAUAUACAUAUAUAUCAUGCACUGUCCAGAUAAACUGAUUUGUUAUCUGUGAGUUUUCAUUGUGCAUAAUGUCCAUAAACCUUGUUAUACUCACAUGAACUUCCUGUUUAGUCUUGAUCAAUUUUUACAUAAAAAAAUUCAUGUUU
Molecule: messenger RNA, 2600 nt
Organism: Haliotis rubra (blacklip abalone)
Lineage: Eukaryota; Metazoa; Mollusca; Gastropoda; Lepetellida; Haliotidae
Product: non-homologous end-joining factor 1-like
Biological process (GO): double-strand break repair via nonhomologous end joining
Cellular component (GO): DNA ligase IV complex; nucleus
Molecular function (GO): DNA end binding
Source: RefSeq, a predicted model, not a curated record